Messenger RNA from Ostreococcus tauri, 801 nucleotides. Its product is annotated as Plastid lipid-associated protein/fibrillin conserved domain. The record is from RefSeq and is a predicted model, not a curated record. The transcript has a single exon. The coding region runs from base 1 to 801 and encodes 266 amino acids. NCBI's taxonomy places the organism in Eukaryota, Viridiplantae, Chlorophyta, Mamiellophyceae, Mamiellales, Bathycoccaceae.
AUGGGUUCGAUGCCGAUGGAUGUCACCACGUCGACGAACGCGUCGUCUCGCAUCGCGCGCGCGCGCUCGAGGACGCGGUCGAAUCGGCGCGGAGGACGCGUGCUUCGCGCGCGCGCCGCGAGCGGAGACGAAGCGUCGAGCGCGGAGACGAAGCGGGGGCUCACGGCGGCGUGCGCGGCGCUCGGGCGCGGCGAGCGGGACGCGCGAGAGCGAACGCUCGAGCUCGCUCGGGCGUUAGAGGAAGCGGCGGCGAUCGAUGGGCGCGUAGAUGCGUUUGAUGCCACGAGCGUGAGUGGGAAGUGGAGCUUGCUCGCGAGCGUGGCGACGACGACGGGCGAGGCGGAGGAGCGGAGACGGUUGGAGGGCGUCGUCGGCGCCGCGCUCACGGACGCGAGCGGGAGCGGUGGACGCGGUGAAGAGGACGGGGCGUCGACGACGGGCGGCGGUGACGUGAUGCAGAGGAUUAAAUCGUUCUUCGUGCGCUCGCGGGGAAAUUUCCAAGAUUUGGACAUCGACGCGAAGACGGCUGAAAAUCGAGCAGAAUUCGACGCUUUCGGCGGCGCGACAAAGCUCACCGUGUCGCUCCGAGGCGAGUGCGAGGUCGACCCCGCGCGCGCGAAUCGUCUAAACGUACGAUUCAGAGAGGUCGAGAUCGCGCUCGGAUCGUCCGCGAGAGGGUUCAAGGCAUCGCUCGACGCGUUCGAACCCAGAGGAUGGUUGGACACCACCUACAUCGACGACGACCUUCGCGUCGGUCGAGGCGACAAGGGCUCCGUCUUCGUCGCCGCGCGCCGAGGGUGA